Planococcus citri (citrus mealybug) is the source of this 1470-nucleotide messenger RNA. RefSeq names its product pyridine nucleotide-disulfide oxidoreductase domain 1 (gene Pyroxd1). Gene Ontology annotation, molecular function: flavin adenine dinucleotide binding; oxidoreductase activity. The record is from RefSeq and is a predicted model, not a curated record. The transcript has a single exon. The coding region runs from base 1 to 1398 and encodes 465 amino acids. Lineage: Eukaryota; Metazoa; Arthropoda; Insecta; Hemiptera; Pseudococcidae.
AUGGAAGCAACCUACGUUAUAGUUGGGGGAGGCAUAGCUGGUAUGUCUUGUGUCGAACAAAUCGCUAUUUUCGAUCCAGAUGCAAAAGUGAUUUUAGUAUCAGCGUCGCCUUUAAUCAAAACUGUUACUAGAAUUACUCCAUUAACGAAAAUGCUGGUGGAAUUUUCAGUCGAAGAGAAACCUUAUCAAGAUCUUUCAUCGAUAUAUCCUUCAUUAUCUAUUAUAAUCGACACGGCUGUUAAUAUCAAUUCUUCCGAUCACAUCCUCACUACCGCUUCCGGAACGAAAAUAAAAUACCAAAAAUUAUGCCUUUGCAGCGGUGCCUCUCCUAAAAUAAUCACUAAUCGAAACGAAUUCGUCAUCGGAAUCCGGGAUACAGAUUCAGCCACAGUAUUACAAAAUAAAGUGAAAACUGCUCGCCGCGUCGUAGUUGUCGGUAACGGCGGAAUAGCCACUGAACUUAUACACGAAAUCCAAGGUGUCGAUAUUAUUUGGGCUGUUAAAGAUAAACAUAUUUCUGCGGCAUUUGUCGAUCCCGGCGCUGCGGAAUUCUUUCAACAUCGUUUACUGAAGAAAGGCGAAGAAGAAGAAACAACCACGAUCAAAACUUUAAAAUACACAGCUGAUUUCAAUAAGAAUACUGAUAAAUUAGGAGCUGCUUUAGGUCCUCAUUGGCACGAUAAUAUUUCUCUUACCAAUGCCGAUCGAAAUACUUCGAAUAUCACCGUAGAAUACGCCGUUGAAGUAAAAUCUGUAGUCGCAAAAGAUAACGACGAAUGGCCUGUUUUUGUCGAAUUAACUAACGGGAAAACGUACGGUUGCGAUUUCAUCGUAUCUGCCACCGGUGUUAUCCCUAAUAGUGAAACUAUCACCGUUGAAGAUGGUAAUUUUGAAAUAGCCGAUGAUAAAGGUAUCAAAGUAAACUCGAAAAUGGAGACGAACAUCAAAGAUAUAUACGCAGCAGGUGAUAUCUGUACAGCCUCGUGGGAUCCAGCCUUUCAUUGGUUGCAAAUGAGACUCUGGACUCAAGCACGUCAGAUGGGAGCUUACAGCGGUAAAUGUAUGGUUGACGCUGUAGCUGGAGAAGAAACCACACAAGAUUUUUGUUUCGAAAUGUUCACCCAUGUUACGAGAUUUUUUGGCUAUAAAGUUAUUCUAUUGGGAUUAUUCAACGGACAAAAAUUAGGCACUGAUUACGAAAUUAUGUUACGUGUAACUAAAGCUAAGGAAUUUAUCAAGUUAGUCAUUAGACAGGGUAAAUUGCAAGGUGCUAUUCUUAUCGGUGAUACAGACUUGGAAGAGAUGUGCGAAAAUUUAAUUUUGAAUCAGCUCGAUGUUUCUCAUCUAGGUGAAGAUUUACUUAAUCCCGAUGUCGAUGUCGAUGAUUAUUUCGAUUAAUGUUCGUAUACUUUUGUAAAUUCUAGCUAUAGGCAUUUUUGUUCAUUUGUUAAUAAAAUUUAAUAAUUUGAA